CUCUUUAUUGUCGUCAGUACCAUAGGACGGCGCGUCAGAGCAGGGGGCGCGAAAAUAAUGGCGUCUGUCGGGAAAGCUGGGGACCAGUGGCAAGCUGCUCUGAGUAAACAUGCGCUCUUCUCCCGGCUGCGGGAACGGGCGAGGGCAGCAGAAGAAAAAGGAGAAAAUGCGGAGGGGAAGUCCGGCGGUCCGUUGCAGCUCAGGAGCCUGAUAUGCACUGUCGACGGAGAUCUGUUGGUCUGGGAUCAGGAGGAAUGCAGCUUCUGUACCAUCCGACUGAAGAGCCUGGACUCGGACAUGGCAGGGAGCGGAAGAGAACAGAAACUUCUGUGCAUAAACCCUCCUCUUUUUGAUGUUGUGGAGGUCCUACUGAGUCCAACACAGCAUCACAUUGCACUGAUCGGGACCAAAGGCCUGAUGGUAUUGGAGGUUCCCAAGCGCUGGGGGAAAAACUCAGAGUUUGAAGGUGGAGAAAGUACUGUGAACUGCAGGACUAUUCCGGUUGCCGAAAGGAUAUUUGCCAGCUCCACUUCAAUAAUUCUGAAACAAGCGAUUUGGUUCCCCAGUAAGACCGAGGAGCUGUAUUUGAUUUUGCUGACAUCUGAUAAUGCAGUAAGCAUAUACAGUCUUCAAAAUCCUUUGACUCCUGAAAAAGUCAUCAGGCUUUGUAAUGCAGAUAAAGAAGCUACAUUUCCGCAUAGUGGACGAUCUUACAAAGCAUCUCUUGGUGAGACUGCAAUUGCCUGUGAUUUCGGCCCAUUGGUGACACUUUCUAAAGGUUCUGGCAUUUACAGUAAAGAAACCCUAGCUUACCCUCUCUACAUUCUUUAUGAGAAUGGCGAGACCUUCCUGAUGUACAUUGACAUACAGAAGAGUGCCACAAAUGUUGGUAAGCUCUUGGGCCCGCUUUCAAUGCAUCCUGCUGCAGAUGACAACUAUGGCUAUGAUGCCUGUGCUGUGCUCUGUUUACCCUGUGUCCCCAACAUUCUCGUCAUUGCCACAGAAUCAGGGCUACUAUAUCAUUGUGUGGUGCUGGAAGGGGAGGAAGAUGAACAGGCGUCAGAAAAGUCGUGGAACCCCAACAUGGACCUUGUACCAUCCUUGUACGUCUUUGAAUGUGUUGAGCUGGAGCUUGCAUUGAAACUACCUGUAGACAACGAGGAAUCUGUCGUUUCUUACUUCUCUUGUCCGAUUAAACUACACAAAGAUGUUAUAUGCCCGUCUCGUUACCACUGUACUCAUGUGGCCGGCGUUCAUAGUGUGGGGCUGACAUGGCUCAGCAAGUUGGAAACAUUUCUUGACACAGGAGAAGAGGACAAAGACAGCUUGCAAGUACUGGCAGCAGAACAGAAAUGUUUAGUGGAGCAUAUCUUAUGCACCAAACCUCUACCUUGCAGAUUACCAGCUCCUAUUCAAGGCUUUUGGAUCAUACAUGAUGUGUCUCUGGGAACAACUAUGAUAUGCAUUACUAGUGGCUGUGAAUGCAUUACAAGACCACUCUUAGCAACAAUCCGUCCACCAUCUCCCCUCACUCUGGGCUCUCAGCCGUUACCAAAUAUCACGGCAGAUACAAAAAGGCAGUUUGAAAAUCACAUCCAAGACAUUUUGAGACGCAACUCUACGAAUCCUCUGUUAUUAAACUCCUCAAAUAAAGAAAGUUCUCCACCACCUGAUGAAUGUCUUCAGCUACUGACAAGAGCUAUACAAGUGUUUCGGGAAGAAUAUUUACUAAAACAAGAUCUUGCCAGGGAGGAGAUGCAGAGGCGGGUAAAGUUGUUAAUAGCACAGAAAGACAAGCAACUGAAAGAUCUGAAUCACUCUAAAGAAGAGAGGCAGAGUCUUAAAGAAAUGGCAGAACGUCUUGCUGAAAAGUUUGAAGAAGCCAAAGAAAAACAAGAUGAUAUAAUUAACAGACUGAAGAGAGUACUGCACAACUUGCAUGCUCAGCUCCCCGUCGUGUCUGAUGAAGAACGAGAUAUGAGGAAAGAACUGGAAACAACAAGGGAACAGCUUCACCAUCUGGAGAAUGCUAUAAAACAGGUCAAAAUGAAAAAUUCUUAUCAACAGAAGCAGAUAGAAAAAGAGAGAGGCCCUAAAACAUCAAGCUUCACUCUUAGUGACUAUCAGAAAAGGAAUACGCAGUCACUGUUGAAAGAAGAGGGAAAACAUAUUCAAGAAAUGAUGAAACUCAUCAAUGACAUCAGAAACCAUGUGAACUUUUAACAUAACAGCAAUCGAGGGGCACUGGAGUGCGGCCAGCUUCACAAGUGAAUCUGUAAAAUCUGGAGAGUGAAAAAUCAAGUAGAAUUUAUAUAUAAUUCAUUGAGAAGUCUAAUAAGUGAGAUUUGUUUUCAGAAAUGGACUGUUCUUCUGCAAUUAAAACAGUUUGGAUGUAUAUGUAUGCUUUUGGUCACAGAACUUUGUAAGAAAAAAAAAAUGAAUUGAAGUUUUUCAUUCUUGUG
Spea bombifrons (plains spadefoot toad) is the source of this 2462-nucleotide messenger RNA. RefSeq names its product nucleoporin 88 (gene NUP88). Gene Ontology annotation, molecular function: structural constituent of nuclear pore. The transcript has 17 exons. The record is from RefSeq and is a predicted model, not a curated record. Lineage: Eukaryota; Metazoa; Chordata; Amphibia; Anura; Pelobatidae. Bases 58 to 2223 code for a protein of 721 amino acids. Gene Ontology annotation, biological process: mRNA export from nucleus; ribosomal small subunit export from nucleus; ribosomal large subunit export from nucleus. Gene Ontology annotation, cellular component: nuclear pore.